Molecule: messenger RNA, 635 nt
Organism: Macrosteles quadrilineatus (aster leafhopper)
Lineage: Eukaryota; Metazoa; Arthropoda; Insecta; Hemiptera; Cicadellidae
Product: acyl-CoA-binding protein homolog
Exons: 3
Coding region: 51-320 (89 amino acids)
Biological process (GO): fatty acid metabolic process
Molecular function (GO): long-chain fatty acyl-CoA binding
Source: RefSeq, a predicted model, not a curated record
UGGGAGAGAGUUGUGAAACCAGUCAUUCACUGUGUGAACCUCCUGGCAGGAUGACCUCAGAACAGAAGUUCCUAGAAGCCCAGGAGCUAGUAAAGACUCUCACAGAAAGACCAACUGAUGAAGAAUUCCUUGAACUUUACUCUCUCUUCAAACAAGGAACUUUUGGAGACAACACUACAGAUAAGCCUGGUUUUCUGGAUUUGAAAGGAAAAUACAAGUGGGAAUAUUGGAACAAGAAGAAAGGAAUGGCUAAGGAAACAGCUCAAGAACAAUAUGUCGCUUUCGUACAAACACUGCUAGAAAAAUACGCACACACGUGACAAUCUACUAGUAAAAAUUGUUUGAUUAUAAUAAUUGUUGCUUACCUUAGUUUAGUUUAUUAAAUUAUUUGUUGAUGAAAAAUGUGUUGACCCCUAAAAGUUCAACUACAACAUAAUUUGUUGUAGGUUUAAUGAUGUUUUUAUAGAUAUAAAUGACUUCCACAGCAAUGUACUUCAACAUUUAUUCUAAAGCUCAAUAAAAACAAUACUGUAAUAUUUACAACUGUUAUACCUAAUUAGAGGACACAUUUUAACUCUUUUUAAGAAAUUUGUUACAAAACCAUUUACAGUAAAAAUGUACAAUUUCAAAAAUAA